Filobasidium floriforme is the source of this 1947-nucleotide messenger RNA. Its product is annotated as GTP cyclohydrolase II-domain-containing protein. NCBI's taxonomy places the organism in Eukaryota, Fungi, Basidiomycota, Tremellomycetes, Filobasidiales, Filobasidiaceae. Gene Ontology annotation, biological process: riboflavin biosynthetic process. The record is from RefSeq and is a predicted model, not a curated record. The coding region runs from base 1 to 1947 and encodes 648 amino acids. The transcript has 6 exons. Gene Ontology annotation, molecular function: GTP cyclohydrolase II activity.
AUGACUACCGCAUCGCAUCGCAACCCUCAUCCGACUCAGGUGACAUCCUCGGAUCUCGCUAUCCUGGACUAUCUCACCGGACCUUCGAACCCAUCACAUCGUUCUCAACGCUCUUCAAGCCAGGGUCAGGGUCAAGGAAAAGGCCAUGAGCAUGGUCACGUCGCCAAGGAAGUGACCUCUGAUGCGACGACAACAACGACCGGGAAGAAGCUUCCUAGGCGGGAACAGCCGUUGGACCCCUUGUUGAUCAGCGCAGUGAUCGAGGGUAGCGCCCCGUUGGCGACUCGUAAUCACUUUGGGCACGAAUUCCAGAGUCUACCUCGUCGACUGCCCGGCUCGUACGCGACCUGCGACGACCCUUCCCUCUCGCCCGCUUCCUCCCCCCGAUCCUCCUUCAACAGCUCCACACGACCCAACAAGAAUGCCAUGUUCAUGCGCUCUCAACAGGCGCCGAGGAGGGAGAGAUUGAGGAUGGAGGCAGAGUUGACGAUCAUGGAAGAUCACGAUCAGUCGCAGUCGCAAGUUUCGGCGGAGCAAAACGUCGUGGCCUCGAACAACAGGGAGGACGAAUCCGCCCUCUCUACUUCUCCCGGAUCGACGAGGGAGAUGCCCGUCCCGGCCCCUUCAUCCUCGUCAUCGUCCAAGUUCCCACGGAGGAGAAUGUCUGUCGACCCGGGGACCAUCUCGGCGAGCUUGCAAUUACAGCAUCAACAUCCAUCCGGGUCCAACUUACCCGCACCCGAGCGCCAGCAACAACAACAAUCCUCUUCGGAAUCCACUGUCGAACCGCUCAAGAUCCAAUGUCGAGCACGGACCCGUGUCCCUACGCCGCAUGGUGAGAUCUUCCUCCACCUCUACGUCAACAAUCACGACAACAAGGAGCACUUGGCGAUCGUCGUCGACCCCGUCCAGCUCGACCCGAUCCGAGCUCAACAGGGUCACACGUUGAUCGGCGCGAGGAGACCAAUCAGAAGCAAGACGCUCGAUGCUGUUUGGAGAAAGGAUGAGACGGACAUGGAACGGCUCGUCAGGGGUGCUUAUGUGGGCAGAUUGACGACUUCGGGAGGGAAGACGUCCGAGCCGAACGAGGGCGAGAGGGCGUUCGUACCGUCCGGCGACUUUGGGUCGAAAGGCACGAUUGAGACGCCGAAUGCCACCGACGUCGAUCCUCUGGUGAGGAUCCACUCCGAGUGCUAUACAGGAGAGACGAUCGGGAGUAUGCGGUGUGAUUGUGGGGAACAGUUGGACGAGGCGUUGAGGCAGAUUUGCGAGGACCAGAUCACCGCCGUAACGGGACGGGGACAGCAUGAUCGCAAUCUCGACGUACAUGGUCAUGAACAUGGUCACCGGCAUCGACUCUUCCUUCCUGGUCGGGGCGUUAUCGUUUAUCUCCGUCAAGAAGGUCGAGGUAUCGGGCUAUUGGAAAAGAUUCGCGCGUACAACCUUCAAGACCUCGGUCACGACACCGUCUCGGCCAACCUCUUGCUCGGUCACGGUGCUGACGAACGCAAAUACGAUAUCGCCGCAGAAAUCUUGCGCGACUUGGGUCUGGGUGGCGACGAGCACAACAAGAUCCGGCUCUUGACGAAUAAUCCGGAAAAGAUGCAAGGUCUUUCCAAGGAAGGGAUCCAUAUCAGCGAGAGGGUCGGGAUGGUUCCGAGAGGAUGGAAGACGACCCAUCGGGGCAAGCACGGCCGUCGCCAAGCUCGUAAAGGCUUACAUGACGAAGAAGUCUACGAAGAUUGGAAGGAUCGACGCGGAGGCGCGACGCUCAUCGGGGGCGGCGCCGCAAGAGGUCCCGAAUUGGAGCGUUACCUGCGGACAAAAAUCGAGCGGAUGGGUCACAGUGAGUGUCGACGUUAUUGGGGAUGCAUUGUCGCUCGGUCGUUGAUCCGUCGAGCGCUUUCGCCAUUUGCAGUGAUCGAUAUCCCAUCAGGAUCUAGCUGA